UAGCUCCGCUCUCCAUUCCGCGUUUUCCACCCCAGCAUAGUAGGUCGGAUCCAUCCAGCGCUAAGUUCCGGCUCCGUUUUUUGCAGGCGGCCUCCUCCAGCUGUUUGGCGCAUCUGGUCCGCCGCGCCUUCUUCUCCUUCUCCUCUUCCUCGUGUAGGCACACCACAGCUGCUAGCACCGAAGAAGCUGCCAUGUCCGGGGAAGAAGCUGCCGGGGACGAUGCGGGCGCCCCUCAAACGGGCACUGCUGUUCCACCCGCAGAGCAGCAGCGGAAUGAAGAAGCCGCGGCGGCGGCUGCAACAGCGACCGGCGGGGAGGAAAAGGCUGCUGGAGGGACGUCGGAGGAGGCGCCCGCUGUUUCUACCAGUACCGCUGCUGCUGGUCGCCAGUAUAGGGCACUGGUGCUGACCGGCUUUGGUGGUUACGAGAAGGUGAAGUUGCAGACCCGGCAGCUGCCUCAGGCGGAACCCAGCCCGGGCGCUGGCCAAGUCAGCGUGCAUGUCAAGGCCUGCGGGCUCAACUUCGCUGACCUGCUGGCUCGCCAGGGGCUUUACGAGAGGCUUCCCGCGCCGCCCGUCAGCCCUGGCAUGGAGGCGGCGGGAAUCGUCCUGGCCGUGGGCGAGGGCGUCUCCAGCCCAAAGGUAGGUGAUAAGGUGAUGAUAAUGGCCCGGUCAGGUCUCUGGCAAGAAAUUGUGACAGUCCAAGCCAAUCAGACUUUUCUCAUGCCAGAAGGAAUGAGCUUUGAGGAAGCAGCCGCCUUUCUGGUCAAUUACAUCACAGCCUACAUGGUCCUCUUUGACUUUGGCAAUCUGCGCCCCAACCAGAGCGUCCUUGUCCACAUGGCAGCAGGUGGUGUGGGAACUGCAGCAGUCCAACUCUGCAAAACUGUGGAAAAUGUCACCAUUUUUGGCACAGCGUCUGCCUCCAAACAUGAGGCCCUCAGAGAGAAUGGGGUGACUCAUCCUAUUGAUUACCGGGCAGCUGAUUAUGUGGCUGAAGUCCGGAAGAUCUCUCCCAAAGGUGUAGAUGUUGUUUUGGACCCCUUGGGGGGUUCAGAUACCACAAAAGGCUUUCACCUCCUGAAACCAAUGGGCAAACUAGUCACCUAUGGUGUAGCCAACUUGCUAACAGGGCAGAGGAAGAACCUGAUGGCUAUGGCGAAGACCUGGUGGAACCAGUUUAGCAUCAAUGCCUUGCAGCUGCUUCAUCUCAACAAAGCAGUUUGUGGCUACCAUCUGGGCUACCUAGAUGAGGAAGUGGAGCUCUUAGCUGCCGUAGUGACCAAGCUAAUUGGUCUCUACAAUCAGGGCAAAAUCAAACCAAAGGUGGACUCUGUUUGGCCCUUUGAACAGGUGGUGGAUGCCAUGAAGCAGAUGCAAGAGAAGAAGAAUAUUGGGAAAGUUGUCUUGAUUCCUGAAGCUCCACCGAAGGAUGAAAACAAGAAAACAGAAAAUUAAAGCAAAGGGCAUGGGUGGACUGUUUGACCUCAGGUUGAUUUUGGGGGACUUUUUUUUUACUGCCUCCCCUCCCCCCACAUCUGACCCUUGAGGGAAGUAGGAAUGGACAGGUCUCUCACUGCUGUUAAUGGAAUAAGUGACAUAAGGAUUGAAGAGAAAAAUGUCUUGUCUUGUGGUUAAUUGACUUUUUAAUGAUGAGGCAGGCUUCUGAGUUUCAUAAAAUCUUUACAGAGUAGAACUUAAAAGAUUGCCCCAUCUCUAUGAAAAUAUUGGUUGGCCUAGUUUAAAAAACAAAAUAUUAUGUGAAUCCAGCACUUCUUCUUUUGCAAUCUUGAUACUUUGUUCUUAAAGGAACCAUAGGGCAUCAUCUGAAGAGGUGAAAGGUGCACACGGCAGAUGUAUCCAUUGGCAUUUUCUCUGAUUUCUUUAUCUUUCUUCAUUCAGUGUUCAUAAAUUCCUAGCCAUGUUGUUUGUCUCUAUGGCCUCUUCUCUCCUUAGCCAUCCUUAGCUUGCCUCUGAAUACUCAGUGAUUAAUAAGUUUAGAGCAUGUAAAACACCCAUUGUUCUAGCAGCUAUUGACAGUUGACAGUUUCCAUAGAAACAAAUCUUCAAACUUGCCACUUUGGAAGGGCACAUUUAAUAAGCAGAACACACUAGGCAUCUUUGCAGCUGAAUGGGGGAGGAAGGGAAUUUUGUCUCUGGUGGCGCUCCUAUACGUUGGUGCAACAAAGCCACCACUGCUUCCUGCAAUAUGGAAGUACCCUGUGUUAUCUAGGCAAACCUAACAUAUCACGUCUUUUUCAAAAUCUAUUAUAGAGAUUGCAGGUAUGGAGAAAUCAAAGAAUUGCCAAUGAAGGAAGCCCCAAGCAGGCUUGCAACUAGGGUCUGUGCCACCCAGG
This is a messenger RNA of Candoia aspera, 2356 nucleotides long. It is a transcript of the gene VAT1, whose product is annotated as vesicle amine transport 1. Gene Ontology annotation, biological process: negative regulation of mitochondrial fusion. The record is from RefSeq and is a predicted model, not a curated record. The transcript has 6 exons. Gene Ontology annotation, cellular component: mitochondrial outer membrane. Gene Ontology annotation, molecular function: zinc ion binding; oxidoreductase activity. NCBI's taxonomy places the organism in Eukaryota, Metazoa, Chordata, Lepidosauria, Squamata, Candoiidae. Bases 192 to 1457 code for a protein of 421 amino acids.